AUGAGCAAACGACAGCGGCCAUGCGACUUGUGUCGAUCGCGAAAAACAGCAUGCCGAAUUGAUCAGGCUCCCCCUUGCCGUUUGUGUGUUUUGCAUGGUCGAGAGUGCACGUUUGUCGAAGCUGCUGUUCCUCGAAAGCGACCACACCUCUUGGAUGGUCUAGGGGUGCAUGACGGAGUCACCACUCAAAGCUUGUCACUACAAAGUGAGCAGGCUAACUCGCCAAACUCAAUGAAUGUCCUUCCGAGCCUUAUCGGAGAAACUACACCUGGUGAUACCACCAUGAACUUUGCUGGGGAUUUCAACUUCGAUACGACGCAAUCUGAGUUCGAGGCCAUGUUUCGCAGCCCACGCUUACCUAGCACACCUUCUGUGGCGGGUACUCCAGAAACAUCAAUACGCAAAGCUGCAGUGCAGUCGCCAAAGAUCGACUAUCUCACUGGUGCAAACCCACAACUGCUGGGUCUCAGCAGUGACAUGGAUCCCAUUCUUCUUCGCUCUUAUCGUUAUGACGAGGAAGGCAUGUUCGGAUUCAAGGAGCUUGCCAUUUCUUCGGUUCAGGACAGACCAAUGCCGUGCCAAUUUCUCAUUUCGCAACAAUCAUUAUUUUCUCGGAGCAGAGAAGAAGCCGGUUUGGGUAAGCUUCUAGAGGCAGAGCUGAAACGGGAGCUUGAGAAAAUCGUUCCCAUCGAGGUUGGAAAGCGCCUCAUUAUACUCUUUUUGAAGUUUAUCAAUCCUCAGUGGCCUAUAUUUUCACUCUCUCAGUCUCUGGAUAUCUACUCAACACCCUCACAUACUCUCGCUGCUGUCUAUGCUCUGUCACUCCCUUUUGCGAUCCAUGACGACAAGUUGAGUGUGGAUGUUGCAUAUGAUAAGCCCCCAUAUCCUGCACUUUCAAACAUAAUCGAAAAGGCCGUCACAUAUGAAAUACAUUCCCCAAGCAUGUUUUUGAUUCAGAUACUGCUCCUAUUGGUGUUGCGGCCAUCACUUGAUCCCCUUGUCGGAGACGCAGCCUACAGAUGGGACUUGCUGAGUAGGCUAACUUCGUGCGCUGCCACACUUGGUCUUCACCUUGAUCCAUCCACAUGGCCGCUAGAAGUAUGGCAGAAGGCUCAACGCCGAAGACUUUCUUUCUUUAUCUACACUCUUGAUAAAUGGCUGGCCUGUGGUCUUGGAAGACCGCCCCUGAUUCACAACGACAACUGGAUUGUCACAUCCUUGGAGCCAGAGGAUUUUGAUGAUUCGAGUCUUGAAUGGACACAAAUCAAUAUCCUUUCAGCCACAGUGAACCGCCUAGGACAGCUAUAUGUGCAAUUGAUCAUUCUUCGAGCCGAAUUGCGAACUUCAUUGCCAGACCACGACGGGGAUAGCCUUUCAAGCCAUGUUCAGACCUUGAGAAAAAGCUUGAAAGAUUGCUUAGCCGCCCUCUCUGAUAUCAUUCGGACUUUGAGCCCAGAUACCGACAGUGUUUUCUGGCCUCCAUGGGCACAAUACGCAUUCUCUUCGGUCUGUUUCACUCUAAUGACAAUGGUCGUAACGUCUCCAAAUGUUGAGGAAGCUUCCUCGUGGAUUAGUGAGCUGCAAUCAACUCGAAAAAGCCUCAGGCUGAAGGUGGCCUCAUUUCCCUUUCUCCGUCUAGGUCUUCUCCGGAUUGAUGCGAUUUUCUGGCGUGGUAUCUCCAGUGUUCUUCAUCUGGAGCCACAUGUUUCAGACGCAUUCCAAGCCAUGGAGUUGACAUGA
Molecule: messenger RNA, 1740 nt
Organism: Colletotrichum truncatum
Lineage: Eukaryota; Fungi; Ascomycota; Sordariomycetes; Glomerellales; Glomerellaceae
Product: transcriptional regulatory protein C25B8.11
Biological process (GO): DNA-templated transcription
Cellular component (GO): nucleus
Molecular function (GO): DNA binding; DNA-binding transcription factor activity, RNA polymerase II-specific; zinc ion binding
Source: RefSeq, a predicted model, not a curated record